Messenger RNA from Brachypodium distachyon (stiff brome), 1263 nucleotides. RefSeq names its product protein ANTHESIS POMOTING FACTOR 1. Gene Ontology annotation, molecular function: protein binding; chromatin binding. The record is from RefSeq and is a predicted model, not a curated record. NCBI's taxonomy places the organism in Eukaryota, Viridiplantae, Streptophyta, Magnoliopsida, Poales, Poaceae. Gene Ontology annotation, cellular component: Set1C/COMPASS complex. The transcript has 9 exons. Bases 97 to 1059 code for a protein of 320 amino acids.
ACCAGCGACCCAUCAGGCGGCCUUAUUUCUACACCAGAGUUGCCCUGCACAGGAGAUCUCCGAAAGGCGGGCGGCGGCGGCGCGGUCGAGCGGGAGAUGGCGACGUCGCUGUCGCAGCUGGACGACGGCAUCGUCCGCGGCAUGGCCAUCGGCGCAGUCUUCACCGACUACGCCGGGAAGAUAAACUGCCUCGAUUUCCACCGCAAGGAGGAUCUCCUCGUUACCUCGAGCGAGGACGACUCCAUACGCCUCUACAACAUCACCAGCGCCACGUUGUCGAAGACAACAUAUCACAGGAAACAUGGUGCUGAUCGUGUCUGUUUUACUCAUCAUCCGAGUUCUAUAUUAUGUUCUUCGAGAUACAAUCUAGAGUCAGCAGAAUCGCUUCGCUAUUUGUCACUAUAUGACAACCGUUGCUUGAGAUAUUUCAAAGGACACAAAGACAGGAUUGUUUCAUUAUGUAUGUCUCCUGUGAAUGAUAGCUUUAUGUCUGGAUCACUUGAUCACAGUGUCAGAAUAUGGGAUCUUCGUGUAAAUGCUUGUCAGGGUAUACUACGUUUGCGUGGUAGGCCUUCUGUUGCAUAUGAUCAACAGGGACUUGUUUUUGCCGUAGCAAUGGAGGGAGGCGCAAUUAAGCUGUUUGAUUCUCGGUCGUAUGACAAGGGUCCGUUUGACACUUUCUUGGUUGGUGGAGAUACAGCUGAAGUAUCAGACAUUAAAUUCAGCAAUGAUGGCAAGUCUGUGCUUUUGACGACAACUAACAACCAUAUAUAUGUUCUGGAUGCAUAUGGAGGGGAUAAGAAGUGUGGCUUCAGUUUGGAGCCUUCUCCUAACAUAACAACAGAAGCUGCUUUCACUCCAGAUGGUCAAUAUGUAAUAUCAGGAUCUGGUGAUGGUACCUUGCAUGCCUGGAACAUCAAUACAAUAAAUGAGAUUGCUCGCUGGAACAGUCAUAUUGGUCCUAUCACUGCUUUGAAAUGGGCCCCUCGUCGAGCAAUGUUUGCGACUGCGUCAACUGCACUAACUUUCUGGAUUCCCAAUGAAUCCAAUUCGAAUUAGGUCAGGGAAAGGAAAGAUGGAACACAGAACAUGCUAACUUAACAAAAGAUUUGUAUCCUGUCCUGUCCUUUACAGGAUAUCAUGUAUGAAGUGUCACUUGCUUUAUUACCAUCUGUGGAAACAAUGAUGCCGAAUAUAUUGUAGCACCCCCUUUAAUUUCGUGUGUAAUAUUUAUAUUCUCGUUAUAUUCUCUUUGUAUUUCUA